AUGACGUCCACACAGAGGUGGCCAGAGCAGGGUUGGGCGCUCUUACAGCUGUUAUUGGUGGCAUCUUUUUCUCAAGCUAAGGAGCCAGUGUGCAGGAGGAGAGGGGAUCCUGAGUACCCUCACUUAUCUAAAGAUGGAGACAUUAUGUUGGGGGGAAUCUUCUCUUUCCACAGCAGCUGGAAAGAGAGGCAGGACACCUACACACACAAACCCACGCCACUUCAAUGCACCAGUUUCAGUUCCAGAGGUUUCCAGUACACCCAAGCUAUGUUCUUUGCCAUAGAGGAGAUUAAUAACAGUUCAGAUCUACUACCCGGCAUCUCUCUGGGCUAUAAGAUCUAUGAUGCCUGUGGCUCCAUUGCCAGAAGUGUGAGAGUUGGACUGGCCUUGGCUAAUGGUAAUGAGGUGUUACCUGCACCAUCAGAGGCACCAUGUACCAGACCUGCCCAAGUGCAGGCCAUCAUGGGAGAGACUUCAUCUUCUCCCAGCAUGGCUAUAGCUACUGUCAUCGGACCCUUUCAUAUCCCACUGAUCAGCCACUUUGCUACUUGUGCUUGUCUCAGUGAUAAAACUAAGUACCCAUCCUUCCUCAGAACAAUACCCAGUGACUACUACCAGAGCAGAGCCCUUGCCCAGUUGGUCAAGCACUUUGGUUGGACUUGGGUUGGAGCGAUUAGAACAAAUGAUGAUUAUGGCAAUAAUGGCAUGGCUGUAUUUACAGAAGUGGCCCAGCAGCUGGGAAUAUGCCUGGAGUACUCUGUAUUUUUCUUUAGAACAGAUCCACCAGAAAAAAUACAAAAGAUCAUUGAUAUCAUCAAGGCUUCUACUUCCAAGGUUAUUGUCACGUUUCUCUCCUACAUGGAUAUCCAUAUGUUAAUACAUGAGAUGUCUCUCCACAACUUGACUGGGUUCCAGUGGGUCGGCACUGAGGGCUGGAUCUCUGAUUCCCAAACUGCAGCCAUGGAUAAACAUCACAUUCUGGAUGGUGCCAUAGGCCUGUCCAUACCCAAAGCAUAUGUCAGUGGCUUGAGAGAGUUCAUACUGGAUCACAUAAAACAGAUUUGGUUCAAAACUAAAGAAGGAGAUGAGGUUUACUUUAAUGAGAAUGGAGACCCAGCAGCAAAGUAUGAAAUUAUAAACUGGCAGCCAACAGAAAAUGGCAUUGUGGACUUUGUCACAGUUGGUCUUUAUGAUGCAUCUUUACCUGCAGACAAACAACUUAUUCUGCAAAAUAAAUCUUUAAAUUGGGCACAGAACUCACAACAGGUGCCUUUGUCAGUGUGCAGUGAGGAAUGUUCUCCAGGAACUCGCAAGGUUCUCCAGAAAGGAAAGCCUGUCUGCUGCUAUGACUGUUUAAGAUGUGCAGCAGAUUCUAUCACCUGUGUGAGAUGCCACCCUGAGUUCUGGUCAAAUGAGAGAAGAGAUUCCUGUGUACAGAAAGAGGCAGAGUUUCUGUCAUAUGAAGAGAUUAUGGGAGCUCUGCUCACUGCAGCGUCUUUAUUUGGAACAUGCAUCACUGCUGUUGUAGCCUUCAUUUUCUUCAGAUACAGGAAAACUCCUAUUGUCAGGGCCAACAACUCUGAGCUGAGCUUCCUGCUGCUCUUCUCCUUGACUCUGUGUUUCCUGUGUUCUCUGACCUUCAUCGGCCGGCCCUCUGAGUGGUCCUGCAUGCUGCGACACACAGCGUUCGGCAUCACCUUUGUCCUCUGUAUCUCUUGUGUUCUGGGGAAAACUAUAGUGGUGUUAAUGGCCUUCAGGUCCACACUUCCUGGUAGUAAUGCAAUGAAAUGGUUUGGGCCUACACAGCAGAAAUUCAGUGUUCUGGGUUUCACUCUUAUACAAGUUAUCAUAUGUAUCCUCUGGUUAACAAUCUCUCCUCCUUUUCCAUAUAAGAAUUUCAAGGAUUUUAAAGAUAAAAUCAUCUUAGAGUGCGCUCUGGGCUCAGCUGUAGGCUUCUGGGCUGUACUUGGGUACAUAGGACUUCUGGCCAUGUUAUGUUUUAUUCUUGCUUUUCUGGCCAGGAAACUGCCGGAUAAUUUCAAUGAGGCCAAAUUCAUCACUUUCAGCAUGCUGAUAUUCUGUGCAGUAUGGCUCACUUUUAUCCCAGCGUAUGUCAGCUCUCCUGGGAAGUUCAGUGUUGCUGUGGAGAUAUUUGCUAUUCUGGCCUCCAGUUUUGGACUGCUCAUUUGUAUUUUUUUUCCAAAAUGUUACAUUAUCUUACUGAAACCAGAAAAGAAUACAAAAAAGAAUAUGAUGGGGAAGGGGGCACAACAUAAAACCCUAAAAUAA
Messenger RNA from Centropristis striata (black sea bass), 2289 nucleotides. RefSeq names its product extracellular calcium-sensing receptor-like. The record is from RefSeq and is a predicted model, not a curated record. The transcript has 6 exons. The coding region runs from base 1 to 2289 and encodes 762 amino acids. Gene Ontology annotation, biological process: G protein-coupled receptor signaling pathway. Gene Ontology annotation, molecular function: G protein-coupled receptor activity. NCBI's taxonomy places the organism in Eukaryota, Metazoa, Chordata, Actinopteri, Perciformes, Serranidae. Gene Ontology annotation, cellular component: membrane.